Molecule: messenger RNA, 6611 nt
Organism: Columba livia (rock pigeon)
Lineage: Eukaryota; Metazoa; Chordata; Aves; Columbiformes; Columbidae
Gene: PPM1E
Product: protein phosphatase, Mg2+/Mn2+ dependent 1E
Exons: 7
Coding region: 136-2655 (839 amino acids)
Biological process (GO): protein dephosphorylation; negative regulation of protein kinase activity
Cellular component (GO): nucleus
Molecular function (GO): protein serine/threonine phosphatase activity; cation binding
Source: RefSeq, a predicted model, not a curated record
AGCCCGCGGAGGCGACACCGGCGCCGGAAACGAUGAGCGCAGGGAAAUCCUGAGGCAGAGAUUAGGUAACAGGGAACGCGCUCUCAGGUUUCCUUCGGGUUCCUGUGAGGAACCUACGCGUCUGGCUGCCUUCGCAUGACUCAUCGCAACGGCGCGGCUGUCAGCGCGCCUGCCCCCCCUCCACCUGCCUCCCCCGGGCCGCUCUCCGCCCGCUCGGCCUGCCGCCCUUUCCCGCCCCCUCAGGCCGCGGCCCCUCGGCCCCCUCAGGGCGGCCCCGCUCCCGCCGCGGAGCCGCGCACCCCUCGCCCCCCCCACCUCCUCCCGCGGCGUGCGCGCCCCCGCGGGUCCGGCUCGGGAGCGCGCGCGCAGGCGGGCGGGCAGCAGGCGGCUGCCGGCGGCGGGCAGGGAGCUCUCUGCGGGCGCAGUGCUGAUCCGCCGGCGGGCGGCCGGGAAUGCGAAGCAAUGGCCGCGGGCGGCUCGGGCAGCGGCAGCGGCGGCACCAGCGCGGAGGAGAAGAGCUACCGCCGCUUCCUCGAGCUGUUCUUGGGCGAGUUCCGCGGGCCCUUCGGGGCAGAGCCGGAGCCGGCGCCGGCUCCCCCCCCAACUGACGACGCCGCGGCCCCCGCUGACGAGGACCCCGGGGCAGAGGGAGAAGCGGGAACGGCCGCCGAGGCGGAGGAGGGAGAGGGCGAUGCCGGCGACCCUCAGCCGCCUGCCCCACCGCCGCCUCCCCCGCCGCUGCCCCCGCUGCCCCGGCCGCUCUCGGAGUACAUCACGGAGGAGGAGGUGGAGGGCGAGUGCCUGGACCUCUGCCUGCAGCAGCUCUACAAGUAUAACUGCCCUUCAUUUUUGGCUGCUGCUUUGGCGAGAGCAACGUCAGAUGAAGUCCUGCAGAGCGACCUUUCGGCACACUACUUACCAAAGCACGUGGACAACGCAGACGGGAUCAUACAGAUCGAGACAGUGAAGCUGGCCCGCUUAGUGUUCAGCAAACUGCACGAGAUCUGCAGCAACUGGGUGAAAGACUUUCCGCUGCAGCCGAAGCCCCACCGCUACUACGAGACAUCCAUCCACGCCAUCAAGAACAUGCGCAGGAAGAUGGAAGACAAGCACGUCUGCAUCCCGGACUUCAACAUGCUCUUCAACCUUGAGGACCAAGAAGAACAAGCUUAUUUUGCAGUGUUUGAUGGCCACGGCGGAGUGGACGCUGCCAUCUACGCCUCCAUCCAUCUCCACGUGAACAUGGUGCACCAGGAGAUGUUCCAGCAGGACCCUGCAGAGGCCCUGUGCCGAGCUUUCCGCGUGACCGACGAGCGCUUUGUCCAGAAGGCAGCCCGAGAGAGUCUGCGCUGUGGAACCACCGGCGUGGUGACUUUCAUCCGAGGAAAUAUGCUGCACGUGGCUUGGCUGGGGGACUCCCAGGUGAUGCUCGUGAGAAGAGGCCAAGCCGUGGAGCUGAUGAAACCCCACAAACCAGAUCGAGAGGAUGAGAAGAAGCGCAUUGAGGCACUCGGUGGCUGUGUGGUCUGGUUUGGAGCCUGGAGGGUGAACGGGAGCCUGUCAGUCUCCAGAGCUAUUGGGGAUGCUGAGCACAAGCCAUAUAUCUGUGGGGACGCAGACUCUGCCUCCACCGUACUCGAUGGCUCUGAAGACUACCUCAUUUUAGCCUGCGACGGCUUCUACGACACAGUCAAUCCCGAUGAGGCGGUCAAAGUGGUGGCUGACCAUCUAAAGGAGAACAACGGCGACAGCAGCAUGGUAGCACAUAAAUUAGUGGCAUCGGCUCGGGACGCCGGUUCCAGUGACAACAUUACUGUCAUCGUGGUGUUUCUCAGGGACAUGAACGCCGCAGUCAGUGUUAGCGAGGAGUCGGACUGGACGGAGAACUCUUUUCAAGGUGGGCAAGAAGACGGCGGGGAAGAUAAAGAAAACCACGGAGACUGCAAACGGCCAUGGCCCCAGCACCAGUGCUCAGCACCUGCAGACCUCGGGUACGAGGGGCGCGUGGAUUCCUUCACCGACAGAACUAGCUUAAGCAUAGGCUCCAGCGUUAACCCCUUUGAUGACCAAGGCUAUUUAGACCUGACAAAAACAGAAACUAGUCCUAGUACACCGAUGAGUGCCAAAUGUCUGCCACCAAUUCAAGGGUUUAGUCCUGGCAUACCAAAGAGCGUGAAUUCCAUCAACGGCUUAACAGUGAAGAAUGAAGCGCCAGAGCGCAGCACAUCAUCGAUGUGCGGACGGAGCGAUCCCAGGGAGCGCAACGCUCCGCUUAGUUUGGGCGCUGCAGGGCAGAGCAGCUACAGGGUGAAGGGUUUGUGCCCCGUCUUCUCUGGGCUGGAAGAGGAACUCUUCAAAUCCUCGGGAAGACGAGCCGCGUUCUUUCACUUGCGGCUCUGCAAUGGGAAGAGGCGACGAGGAGCCAGGCUCAAACCAAAGUUUCACACGUCGCUCUGGGCUCGUGAGCCUUCGCACAUAGAAAGAUCGAGUCCGUCUGUCCCGGCGCGGGGCCGCGGCAGCACGAGGCUGCCGGCGCGACGCUCCCCGUGGUGGCGGCUGGCUCGGCAGAGCGCGUGCAGGGAGAGCGUGUUUUUGAUGCGAAGGCAAAGUAAUUGUAUACCAGAUUCAUACCUUCAUCAACGCUGUAAAAUGUAACCAUCUCCCUCGUGUUCCUCCGUCAGACUCACAAAACAGACAUUCCCAAAACAAAACUGGCAUCAUCAGAAAGCGAAAAAAAGGUGGGCAUUUCCGAACUGUACUCCAGUCCUCUGCAAAGCUCAAACCGUGUGUACAUAGAUUUAAGCAUUACUAAUAACAAACGUAGUUGUUUCAGUCUCAAUCAGUUUGCUGGUGGUGCCACCCUGAGCAACGCCACAGCCACCCGCACACACCCGUUGUCCAGUCACAUUCACCCGUGAAAGCCGAGCAGCUGGUUCACGUCAUUAGACGCAAUUAGGGAACGGUCGUUAACAGCGCAGAGAGCUGAGCCUGCCUGAGGUGCGGCUGUGGAGCAAUAUGUGCGGAAAGACUCCGGUUUAGAACUGCCAAAUCUUUUUCAAGUGGGGGGGAAGUUGCUGUAGAAGUGAAGGUGUGGGGGGCUUUUUGUGUUCUGCUUUCUGUUUCUUUCAGGCGAGCGUAAAGACGAUUAGAAAAUUACAUCCACUGUUGCAGGUAAAAGACUAAAAGCCAUACAGGGUUUUACCAGGUAACCUGGGAACGGACAAACUAAGCUCCUGCUACUCUGUUCUCAGACUCCGAUUGAGGUACAGACUUAUAAUUUACCUUUUUUUUCUUUUUUCAUGUAACAUAAGAUGUGGAAUAUGAAGAAAACUUGUUUUUUGUAGUUUUUAAAAAAAUUAUUUCAUAUGGCGAGAUGUGCAGUGUAGGGAAUUUCGUAUCUUUCUGGUGCUUUUAGUGGCACUUUUCACAUUUGUCCGUUUAGGAAACUGUUCUCAAUUACUUUUAAUUGAACAUGAUUGUGCUUAAUACUUUGAGCCAACCUCUUUCCACCAUAACUUCAUCUCAGGUCUUAAAAGAAACCAGUCAGUGGAGAUGGUCAGUAACGACACCACUGUCACUCAACCCGUCAAACCAGAGAAUCGCUUGCGAGAGAUAAUGAGCAACUAGAUGAGCUGUUUGGUUUUGGUAAAGAUUUCUAGAUGGCAAAGGCAUAAUUGAGUAUAAAGCUGCUGCAGGAAGGACGCUGCAUCUGCGAGCAGUUCAGGUUUAGCGAGAGAGGAAAAUUCACUGACAAGCCAGAGCUUUGCUUUGCUCAAACCUGGGUUCAGAAAGGAAAGCGAGAGAUGCCCGUUGCCCUUAUUUUCUUGAGCAGAACAUUAUUUAUCAAAGCGGGAAGCACGCAGGACUCGCCAGCUCUUCCCGGCGCUGGGUGCUGUGAAACCCUGGGGGCAGCGGUUCAUUGGGACGUGAGGAAGCAGACGGUUCCGUCAGCUCCGCUAGAUACACAUCCUGUUACUAUUCUUCGUUACACUGAGACGUCUGGAAGAGUCUGAAUAAAGUCUUCAUAGGCAUUCAUUGUACAAUGCGUAUCAUGUUAGCAGUAACAAUUUAAUAACGGUAUUAGCAUUUAGCUAGACUUCGCAGAGUAUUUUAAUAUUAAGUAGUCAGGAGAUUAUUCAACGUGACAAGAUGGUGAGGUUUGAAUUCUGCCAAUUUCCGCUGCUUCUAUCUUUGAUGCACUAUUUUAAAAGCAAUCUGACGAAUAGCAAAAGGCUUCGUGAGUAACCAGGAGCUGGAGCGUGGCUUUAGAUUCCUUUGAUCUUUUUCGGGCUUUUUUUUUAAUCUUACGGGAUCAUUGGCUCUUAUCUGUCAUCUUAUUAAGCCUUAGCUGUUGUCAACGUUCUCUUUAGCUGCAGCAUAUGUUCCAAGUCAGAUUUACUGAGGAAAUUUGAGAAACCGUGAAACGGUAAAAUAUGCAACUCCAGGGCAUCUCUGCGGUGCCUUUGUUUUAAAUUAUUCACAGUAAUAAUGACGCAUUGAAAGUCCAUCUUAGAGCUGACUGUGCUUCGGAGAGAAAGGUGGCGUAAGUGCAAUUCCGCGUGCGAGUAAAUGAGAAUGGAGAAGCGUGACGGAUGAUGAACUUCUUCCCGGUCUGCAGGACGAGCACUGGACUGCACACGUGCUGUUUGGGGAAGGAUCGAGCUUUUUAGGUGUGGAUUCAUAAACGAGAAUUCUGCGACUCAUCCCAUUUAUCUUGCUAGGAGAAAAAUCAAUCUGCCAUCGUAGUUGCAGUGUGGUCAGGUAAAACCAUUGUAUCGAUAGCAAGUGUUCAUUUCUUCACUAACUGCAUAUUUAUAGAGUAGAUAGGAAUCAUUUUUAAGGUAAGUCCUUUAAAGUUCUAUAAUAUUACAAGUAGUGGUUAUUGGUCUGAUAUAUGCUGCUCUUGAUUCUACACACUAGACAAACAGCAGUGCUUUGUGAAAUGCAGUGUUUUAAUGCCACUGGUGAUAGGAAGUAGUUCUCUUCAGUUCAGAAUCCUGUGCCCUUAUUUGCUGCUUGCUAACGUAAGCAAUAAUCCCUCUCUAACGGUAUCUACGUGUUCUGUAUUCGUACUUUGUCUAUCUGGUGACAAUGUAAAAAUAGUAGGCUAAUAUAAAAGUAUCUAACUGUAUUUAUUAACUGUUGAUGCUGAGAUUCAGUCUGUGACCUGUGUUUUGUAUUUUUAUUGUGUAUCUUAGUGGUGGUGAAAUUUGUAUAACGAAUCUUUCCAAUAAAGAGCUGAAGUAUCCCUUUUCCGCGUUAACACAACCCGCAUCAGUUUCAGUUGACGUGUUAACCGUGUUUGCAGGACUAGGAGGUAGGUAGUGAAAACAUUGAUUUGAUUUGUUUUUAACUUGUGUUGGUUUUGAGACGCGGGCUCCAGGCUGUUUGUCUGAAGCCGCUCAAAACUUGCUCGUAAGCUCUUCACUGUGAGUACUGGCGGGAUUGGCGCAAUCCCCACGCUGGUAGUUUCCUGUGUACACUUUGUAAAUGUGCAACUCUGAGGAAUGUCUGCGGUGCAGAGAGCAGUAUAGCACCAGACCAGGGAGCUCUUACCCAUUUCGAUUUGCACUAAAGGUGGGUGGAAACGCAUGUAUAUAACUUUUCUUUAACCUAGAAGUGCCAUCAAUUGUCCUUGCAAGUUAAAACCAUUCAGUAUUUUAUUUCGAUUGCAUUGUAACGCCGAAGGACAAUUAACUUACACCACAUUUAUAGUGGUACGUCGUCAUAGAACCUCCGCUCUGUUUUUGGAACACUGUGUGUCAGUGAGAAACGCGUUGUCCUAUGGGCAGAUGAGGCACAAUGAGCUCUGUGCUUAGAGACAUGGCUGCUGUAGUUCAGGUCCACUAUCUCCUCACUAAAUCCUCCUGACCCUGGCAAUGUUCUGCGGGGAAAAACAAAAAAAUAGAGAAAGAUUGGUCUAAAUUAGGGGCUGUUUUAGCACAAUUUAUUCACUCGGCACUAGUCACAUAAACAAAGCCAUGGGAGGGGAUACUGCAGCUUUGUUCAUGCCUGUAAUUUAGGGCAAUCUUUCUUUAACUCAUGUCCUCUUUGCAACAGGAACGCAACUUUCUACCCUUGUAUCAUGUGCAAUAAGUAAUAACAAAGCAUUAACCCGGCCUCUGACUGAAACAUCCGUCUCCUUUGCCAGCCCUCGCUAACCAGGCGAUCGCGCCGUACUUGCCAGCAUUAAAGCUAAAGAAAAAACACCCCCUUAGGCUCUAGUACAACUGUUGUAUGUCGUGAUUGCAUCUCCUUAGGUUCUUUUUCUCUCUCCUUCACUCUAGAAGACAGAACAGGGACAGGGGCCAGUGGCUGAGGGCACCGGGUGCAGGGAACCAGCCCGGGGUCACGGCUGCGCCGGGUGCUCCCGCGCCCCUGUCCAUGUUAUCUCAUUCAUGGAACUAACUGUUCUUUAUGAAGUAAAUAGAUUAAAGUGAACCAUUUAACAGCAUUGGGAACUUUCCAUUUGCAAUCUUGUUCUAGAGUUCACAUACGUGUUUAGUUAUAACCAUGUAUUAGUCAUCCAUAUUUUAUUUAUGAAAGCUGUUUAUACAGAAAAACUGUUUAAGUUUUACCAAUAUCUUAAUAAAACAGUAAUUUAAACCACA